UUUCCAGUCAGGUCCAAGUGGAGCCACCUCAAGCUUUGUCUCAAGCUUCUGCAGAACGUGGAAGUCAUGAAGAUGAAGAGGCUGAAGUCCAUCAAAAGCAGAGAACUCCAGUAAAGACACUGGAACCAUCAGUGCCUGUUGCAGCGCUGGAUGAGGAGGAAGGGGAUACCUGUGCCAUCUGCUUUGAGCAGUGGACGAACGCUGGGGACCACCGCCUCUCUGCAUUGCGAUGUGGCCACCUGUUUGGUUACACCUGCAUCGAAAGGUGGCUGAAGGGACAGGCAGGGAAGUGCCCCCAGUGCAAUAAGAAAGCAAAACGUUCUGACAUUGUGAUCCUGUAUGCUCGCACUUUGAAAGCGCUGGACACCAGUGAACAGGAACGCAUGAAAAGCUCUUUAGAAAAGGAGCAAAUGUUGCGGAGACAGGCGGAGCUGGAGUCUGCACAGAGCCGUCUCCAGUUGCAGGUUUUGACGGAUGAAUGCAGCAAACUCCGCAAGCAAGUCCAGGAGCUGAAGGCUCUGGUGGCCCAGCACAACGUGAGUGCUUCUCAGCAAGCUGGCAGCUCCCGUGCCUGCCUGCCAGGCAGCCUUCCCUCCAGCCAAAGCCAGCGCAAGUACCACCUGGAGAAGGUUUUUGUGGUGUCUCAGACUGGGAACUGCAGAGUGAUGGCAUACUGUGACUCGCUGAGUUGUCUCGUGGUAUCACAACCUUCUCCACAGUCUACUUUUAUUCCUGGUUGUGGUGUUAAGAUGAUGAGCGUGGCCAAUCUGAAGAGCAGCCAGUACAUCCCCAUCCAUAGUAAACAGAUUCGGGGCCUGGCUUUCGGCAGUCGAGCGGAUGGUUUGCUCCUCUCUGCUGCUCUGGACAACACCCUCAAACUUACCAGCUUGGCAACAAAUACUGUGGUGCAGACCUACAACGCUGGCCGUCCUGUCUGGAGCUGCUGCUGGUGUCUCGAUGACACAAACUACAUCUAUGCGGGAUUGGUCAAUGGCUCCAUCAUGAUAUAUGAUUUGAGAGACACGAACUCUCACGUCCAGGAACUAGUCCCUCAGAGGUCCAGGUGCCCCAUGGUGUCGCUGUCCUACCUGCCCCGGAUGGCCUCAGCAUCACUGCCUUACGGUGGAAUAUUAGCUGGGAACUUGGAAGGAGCCUGCUUUUGGGAACAGAAAGCUGCCAAUUCCUACCGACCUCAUCACCUGCCACUGGAACCAGGAGGAUGCAUCGAUAUCCAGACAGAGAUCAGCACACGGCACUGCCUCGCGACGUACAGGCCCAGUAAGAAUAACCCGUGUGUGCGUUGUGUGGUGAUGGAGCUGACUUGCAGCCCGCUGACAGAGGCCUCUGAAGACGUGGUGUGUUCUUCUAACCCGGUUCAGACUUUCAGUGUGGGCCCCACCUGCAAGUUGCUGACCAAGAAUGCCAUUUUCCAGAGCCCGGAGGAGGACGGCAGCGUCUUCGUGUGUGCUGGCGAUGAGGCAUCUAAUUCUGCCCUGCUAUGGGAUGCUGGCAGUGGCUCCUUGCUGCAGAAGCUGCAGGCUGACCUGCCUGUCCUGGAUAUCUGCCCCUUGGAAGUGAACCAAACCCACUUCCUGGCUACUCUGACUGAGAAGACGGUGAAGAUCUACAAGUGGCAGUGAGCCUGGUCCCCGUGCCUGCUGCAGAGAAGCUUUCCAAAUGUGCUGCUCACUAACCCUACCCAGCUGCUCAGCCCCAGACUCUGCUGUCCUG
This is a messenger RNA of Antrostomus carolinensis (chuck-will's-widow), 1731 nucleotides long. It is a transcript of the gene RFWD3, whose product is annotated as ring finger and WD repeat domain 3. Gene Ontology annotation, molecular function: ubiquitin-protein transferase activity; protein binding. The annotation marks the transcript as partial. Gene Ontology annotation, cellular component: nucleus. The record is from RefSeq and is a predicted model, not a curated record. The transcript is spliced from 10 exons. NCBI's taxonomy places the organism in Eukaryota, Metazoa, Chordata, Aves, Caprimulgiformes, Caprimulgidae. Gene Ontology annotation, biological process: interstrand cross-link repair; protein ubiquitination.